CCUGCGUGUAAGGCCAUUCAAAUCCUCAAACCUACACCCACUUCUAGCAUGCCUGAGAACUCAAUUUCCCGUUGACAAUUUUUGGUGUAGAAGGUGGCAGUUUUGUCCUCACACCCUGCGCCACUCCUUUGCUGUACGGGCUAAGACCAAAACACUAGGGUUAGUCUCGAGAAUGGGCGACGGCCUCAAUAUUUUUGAGGUGAAUAAACUUAUCUUGUGGAGCAACGACCUCAUUCAGGUCUUCAAGAAUGGAGAAGAUGUCAAUACGUUGGAGCAACUAUCAGAGCGCUCCCAUUUCCUUCAAUCGCAGUGUAAUGCUGAUUUUAACGACGCUCAGAGGUCCAUCGAGGAUUAUGAAAAGAAGCUAGUUGUGUGCAAACAAAAAACUGUGGAAGCAAUUUGUGAAGCAUCAAGUGAUGUUGAAGUAGAACCACUGCAGAAAGAGCUUGAAGAGGAGCUUCAAAGAAAGAGCAUGUUGAUAGAAGAGCUGAGAGUUCUGUCUGAGGAAAUAAAUGAUUUAGAAUGUCAAAGAGAGUCCAUUGAGGAACGAAGGAAAUGCCUUAAACAGCUUGAGCGAGAUUUCUCUAGAGCAGAGAUGAAGUUAUCAUUGCUUGCCUCAGUUACAAACAUUGUUCCAAGCUUGGAUGAUCAAUCAAAAAUAUCUGGCUAUAUUGUCAAGAGGGAUAAGUUGUUAGACAAUUUUGACUUUGAUCCGAAAAAGAUGUCUGAGUUCGAAAUCUGUAACCACAUUUGGAAGAUGAUAAACUCCUGACACAGUGUAACACGGUGACACAGCAACGGGAAACAUCAUGUUCGAGAAAAAAUGUUCGAAGAGUUUCCAAACGCAAGAACAAUGUCUCGAAAGCUUCACGUAUCACAGCAUUGUACUUUCUUGGGCAUAGUUUUGUGUCACGGUGUGGCAAAGCAUCUUUAAAUUGCCACAACAAUUCGAUUUUUUAUUGUAACUACCUGUUGUACUAAUGCAAUAUCACUUAUGGUUGUCCCCUUUUUAUCCUCUUAGAAGUACAUGUUUCUCUGAAUUUGAAAUAAAUAUUGAAUAUAGUUUUGUAGUUUGUCUUUUUCAAUUCUUGAAUAAAUUUAUCUCUAAAAAUUUGUUGAAAUUCCC
Molecule: messenger RNA, 1126 nt
Organism: Cuscuta epithymum
Lineage: Eukaryota; Viridiplantae; Streptophyta; Magnoliopsida; Solanales; Convolvulaceae
Source: the annotation of a GenBank genome assembly